Molecule: messenger RNA, 1239 nt
Organism: Arabis nemorensis
Lineage: Eukaryota; Viridiplantae; Streptophyta; Magnoliopsida; Brassicales; Brassicaceae
Source: the annotation of a GenBank genome assembly
AUGGGCACUUGUAGAGAAGUAGAGCAUAAUACUCAAAUCUUCGUUCCCGGUCCGAUCGUCGUCGGUGCCGGUCCGUCUGGUUUAUCCGUAGCGGCUUGUUUAUCAAACCGAGGCGUACCAUCGGUUAUCCUCGAGAGAACCGAUUGUUUAGCUUCUUUGUGGCAAAAACGUACCUACGACCGUCUCAAACUCCAUCUCCCUAAACACUUUUGCGAGCUUCCUCUAAUGAAAUUCCCUAAAAACUUCCCAAAAUACCCUUCCAAGCAACAGUUCAUAUCCUACGUUGAGUCUUACGCUGCCCGGUUUAAUAUCAAACCGGUGUUUAACCAAACCGUCGAGAAAGCCGAGUUCGAUGUCCUCUCUGGUCAAUGGAAGGUGAAGACGCAGGACGGCGUGUAUACAUCCACGUGGCUAGUGGUAGCUACUGGGGAAAACGCUGAACCGGUGUUACCGGAUAUAUCCGGUUUGAAGAAGUUUAUUGGACCGGUUGUUCACACCAGUGCGUAUAAGUCCGGUUCAGAGUUUGCAAACCGGAAGGUUUUGGUGGUUGGGUGUGGAAAUUCCGGUGUGGAGGUGUGUUUGGAUCUUUGUAGAAACAAUGCUCUGCCUCAUAUGGUCGUUAGAAAUUCUGUACAUGUAUUACCAAGAGAUUUUUUUGGUCUAUCGACUUUUGGAAUAGCAAUGACACUACUGAAAUGGUUUCCUCUAAAGCUGGUUGAUAAAUUUCUCGUACUUCUUGCUAAUUAUUCGUUGGGCAAUACCGACCGGUUAGGCCUACGGCGACCUAAAACCGGACCAAUUGAGCUCAAGAAUGUCACCGGCAAAACUCCGGUUCUUGAUGUUGGCGCCAUAUCUUUGAUCCAAUCGGGACAAAUUAAAGUGACGCAAGCGGUGAAGGAAAUAACAAGGAACGGUGCAAAGUUUGUAGAUGGGAAAGAAAUGGAAUUCGACUCCAUAAUAUUAGCGACCGGGUAUAAGAGUAAUGUGCCCGGUUGGCUUAAGGAUAGUAGUUUUUUCACGAAAGAUGGAAUGCCGAAAACGCCGUUUCCUAACGGUUGGAAAGGAAAGAAUGGACUAUACACGGUGGGUUUCACGAGAAGAGGGCUCUUGGGAACGGCCUUUGACGCCGUUAAAAUCGCUGAGGAUAUAACAGACCAGUGGAUGAAGUUUAACGGUCCAUUGAAUUGUCGUAAUAUUUGUAGUUCCCAUAUUAUUCAUCUUCAUUUCAAUAAAUCAUAA